Molecule: messenger RNA, 945 nt
Organism: Truncatella angustata
Lineage: Eukaryota; Fungi; Ascomycota; Sordariomycetes; Amphisphaeriales; Sporocadaceae
Product: D-isomer specific 2-hydroxyacid dehydrogenase
Exons: 1
Coding region: 1-945 (314 amino acids)
Molecular function (GO): NAD binding; oxidoreductase activity, acting on the CH-OH group of donors, NAD or NADP as acceptor
Source: RefSeq, a predicted model, not a curated record
AUGAAGCUCCUCUAUCCCACAUCACUAGCUCUCGAUAUCAAGAGCCUCGAGGGUUAUUCCGUCGCCCUACAGCCUUACGAUGUAACAAAGCCCAUCCCCGAAGCGCACACAGACGCCUCAAUACUCGUAACGUGGACCAACACAGCCGACAACCUCUCGGACGCCUCAAAGCGACUCAAGAACCUCAAGUGGAUACAGUCGCUGGCGGCGGGCCCCAAUGACGUGCUCAACGCCGGCUUCGACGCCUCCAAGAUCAAGAUCACAACGGGUUCGGGCUUACACGACCACACGGUCGCCGAGCACGCUUUGGGUCUGUUACUGAAUGCCGCGCGCCGCUUCUUCGAGAUGCGCGACUACCAGCUGCAGUCCAAGUGGCCGCAACACCUCGGCGGUCCCCAGCCCGACCGCCCCAAGGGGAAGUUCACAACCCUGCGCGACGCCAACGUGCUGAUCUGGGGCUACGGCAACAUCGCCAAGUCGCUGGCGCCGCACCUACAGGGACUGGGCGCCAAGGUGCGUGGUGUGGCGCGCAGCGCGGGCAUCCGGAACGGCGUCGAGGUAUACGGCGAGGACAAGCUGGCGGAGCUACUGGCGGAGACGGACGCGCUCGUCAUGAUUCUGCCCGGCUCCGAUAGCACCAAGCACGCACUCAACGCCGAGCGGCUGAAGCAGCUGCCUAACCACGCCUGGGUCGUCAACGUCGGCCGCGGCACAUCGAUAGACGAGGAGGCCCUGUUCCAGGCUGUGGACGCUGAGCAGAUCGGCGGCGCGGCUCUCGACGUGUUCGACAAGGAGCCCUUGCCCGAGGGCUCGAAGCUCUGGAGGGCCAAGAACACUAUUGUUAGCCCUCACGCGGCCGGAGGAAGGCCGCAGGGCGCAGAGAUAUUGAUUGCGGAGAACCUGAGAAAGUUUAUCGCUGGGCAGGAUUUGAAAAAUAUCGUUUAA